AUGACAGGCAGGAGCACCUCAUCUCAGCUCCUGGAGACUCUUCCACUUUCAAAUAUAAAAUGGAUUUGCCCAACUGCUCCUACCCGUCCUGUGGCCAUACUUGGUGGCUUUUUUUGCACUGUAUGUAAUCACAAAUCCUUAUCUACUGCACACUACAUAAAGUCGCGACACUGUAACACUGCAAAAGCUUUUCUUGCCUUAGACUCUUCAUACAGAUGGGCGCUUAGUGGCACUCCCCUGCAGAACCGUGUUGGAGAGCUGUAUUCUCUGUUCCUUAUUCCUAUUGUAGCUCCUAAUCUAGCAGAAUCUUGUGGGGAAAGACAAACCACAUCUAAUAGUACCCAAGAUGCUCAGGGUCAAGGAACAUCCACUGCCACUGGUCACUCCAGCACGAGUGCUCCCAAGCUUAGAUAUGAUGGUGCCAAAUGUUGGCACCCACCUAAGCCUGGAUUGAAGCGUAUCUCUCAGGUUUUUAAAGAAAACUACAACAAGCCUUGGCUGAGUUUUGAUGAGGCAGAUGAUGAUACUCGAAAAAUAUGGUGGACUGAGUGGAGGAAAUGCUUUGACAUUAUUGAUACGGAAGAGGAUGAUAUCUAUCAAGCUUGGAGGUUUAGGGCUGCCAAGCUCUUGCGAGGUAUGCUCCAUGCCAUUCGCAAAAAAGGUGCCCGUCCAUAUUGGAUCCCACCAGAAGUUCUCGGUGAAUUGAUGAGACAUUGGGACACUGAUGCCUAUAGACAAUUACAGGCGAGAAAUACAGCUGCCAGGAAAUCGACUCGAGGUACUUCCCUUCACACUGCAGGAGGCACCACUUUUCCAGAAGCGAGGUUACGCUUGAAUCAUUCGCUUGGAAGACCAUCACGUAUGGAUGAGUUUUUUGAGCACACUCAUACUCGCAAAGAGGAUAGGACUCAAUGGGUUGAUGAACACUCCCGAAAGACAAAGGAUAUAUUUCAGGAGCGUAUGUUUCAGGCUGAGCAAGAGCGGAAGACUGCUAUAGAGGCUGGUGUAAUUGAUCCACCGCCUGUCUCUGAAGAAAGCAUAUGGAUUGAGACAGUGGGUGGAAAACGAAGAGGACAUUAA
Messenger RNA from Arachis ipaensis, 1080 nucleotides. Lineage: Eukaryota; Viridiplantae; Streptophyta; Magnoliopsida; Fabales; Fabaceae. The record is from RefSeq and is a predicted model, not a curated record.